GAAAUAUCAUCAGAAUCGUUAGACUUCUUUACUGCAACUUAUUUAUUAAGCAUUGUUACUCCUACUGUCCAUGGGUAUAUAUUUUAUCAUUCAAAACCUCUUACAAUAUUUGAAUCGAAAAUUUACGAAGUUAUGGUUGAAUUCAAGAAUGAACAAAAACGACAAGAAUUUCCCGAGAAAAAUCUAGAUACGAUUAAAGACUGCUUAACUCGCUGGUUGACUCCAGUAGUAAAAUGGGAGGUAGAACACACUUUGUUUUUGCUUGAUUAUUUAUAUGAUAAUAAGGAUAAGGUUUUACGACUCGAACGUCGCGGCUCUAUAGCUAAGGAAGUGAGAUCGACUCUCUGGCUUAAUGCUGCCUAUGCGUUACAC
This is a messenger RNA of Funneliformis mosseae, 372 nucleotides long. The record is from the annotation of a GenBank genome assembly. NCBI's taxonomy places the organism in Eukaryota, Fungi, Glomeromycota, Glomeromycetes, Glomerales, Glomeraceae.